Xiphias gladius (swordfish) is the source of this 1918-nucleotide messenger RNA. RefSeq lists its product as uncharacterized. Bases 131 to 1459 code for a protein of 442 amino acids. Gene Ontology annotation, cellular component: centrosome; spindle pole. The transcript has 4 exons. The record is from RefSeq and is a predicted model, not a curated record. Lineage: Eukaryota; Metazoa; Chordata; Actinopteri; Istiophoriformes; Xiphiidae. Gene Ontology annotation, biological process: spindle organization.
CCCAUCGUCGAGGCGCCAGACUCAAACUAACAGAAACGAGGACGAAUUUCUAAACAAAAACACAAUUAACUAAGUUAUAUAGGUAUAAGUAAGCGCAAAAAGAAGGCUGAGAACAUCCCUGUGCAACUUUAUGAAGUCAGUUCAAAUCUUUUCUUCACUCGCAACCAUGAAGACCUCCAAACCAGCACUGCAGACCUCUGCUCAAGACGAGUGCGGUGUUUGGCUGGACACAGUGCAUCUUAAAGGAAAAGCUAAACAGAAACGUCUCGCCCGUCCCAUUUCUAAACUGCUGAACCCCUUCGCUGGAGGUGGAGGAUACAGUCUGGCUGUGGCUCUCAACUUCACUCAGACCAAAAUGGAAAUGCCAAAGACCAAACAAAGCUCUAUAUCAGCCUUCUUCACACCUCAGCAAAGAGUUCUCAAUAAGAUGUCUACUUCUGAAGUACCAAACAUGGAUCCAGUGCAGUCUUCCUCAGCAUCGACCUCAAUUGCACCUGCACCUGUUGCAUCAGGGACAAAACGAAGACGAGAAACGUAUCCUGAAAAGUCUGACUCUGAGCCUGGUGUGGAUCAUGAAUGGAAAAGUGAAAAUGUGACUGAGUCUGGGGCAACAGUGUGGCAGGAGCAAGGUGAAGCAAGUCAUUCAGCUACUCAAAACAUGUACUGUGAGUCUGAAGAAGAGCAAUCUGAGGAGUUUAAUCCACCACAUAGUAAGAGAAGGUACACUGACACCUCGUCAUUAACAGAUGAGAGUCAGCCUCUUCCACAGGCAUGGAGUCAGGACCCACAGCUCGUCUAUAGCCAAUAUUCUGACAUUGAAUUUUAUCCGACUAAUCAGAAAAACACCACAGCGAACAUCUUCAACGACUCUGAGCCAAAUUUCCUAAACAGUCUACAAAGUGAGGAGGCCUUUGGAUUUCAGAUGGAUCUGAAGCGGAGUACCUCUACUCAAAAAUCCUUUAAACACUCUCAUUCUUCUCAGGCGGAGGAUGAGAAAGAAAACAGCAGGUUUUUGUAUUCAGAGUCCCCAAGUAAGCACUCAUCUUUCUCUCAUAUUGGACUUCUUUCAAAUCAUAAAUGGACAGAACCAAAAACUGCAUCACCUCGAAAACACAUCCAUUCAGAUCAACUGUGGAAUAAGACUGAUAAAGAAGAGAGCUACAUCUCACAGUUCAAGUGGACAAAACCGAGUAGCACUCCCUUUAAAAAACGAUCACCCCAGCAACAGAGCAGAGAGGUUGAUGAGGACAGUCUGGACAUGUUGUUUACCCAGGACUCUGAAGGCUUCAGGGUGAUCGCACAUAGAGGUCUGCAAGUCAGGAGUCCACUCAAAGAUCAGAGUAACAUGAGCAGUGGGGUUGUGAGAACUAGUGUUUUCAAGUCUUUGGUGGAGAAGGAUGAGGAAGAUGAGAUGCUCUUUACUCAGGACUCUCAGGGAAAUAUGUUGAUCAAACACUGAAAGGAUCAUUUGAAACUCAGUACCAGGAGUUUUGCUGUAUGUGGAUAGUUAAUCUAUACUUUUUAAAUAACUUUUAAUCGUAUUUGUGCCUCUUCCAAUGUGUCAAAUUGGGACACUCUCUUGUUGUUUCUGUCUCAACCUGACUGAUUCACCCUGCGCUUCUCUAAAACUGAAAAUAUUGAUGCUCUUCUCUGUGAUUGUCCUCUCACCUCUCUUCAUCGGUAGAUCUUUUGUAUUUUCCUGGAAGUUUUUGUCCCCCCUAUUUCUCAUGUUGAAGUUUGUUUCUGUUUUACUAUAUUUUUUUUCUUUUGGUGUGUAUGACACUAACAUGUCCCAGGAGGUGCAACUCCUUUUUGUAAUAACACGAACAAGCCAGAACUGGGAGUUUUGAUUUUAUUUGAAAAAUGAUACACAAUUACGUCAAAUUGUUUUAAUUUAAAUUAAACGUUUUGAAAAGCA